CUCUUGCCGAUAGAGGUGGGAGAAGAGGCGAAUUUUGGGCCCAUGCAUGGCCCCACCAUGCUUUUGCCCUGGGUCUACUGGGCUGGGAUCUGCCUGCUGCUGCUCUGCAGGGACUGCGGGCUGGAGGAGGCUGCCAGUGGUGUGAAGGAAGCAGUGAAGUCUGAAAGCUUUAUUGCAGCAGCCCUCGGUGGAGAGGCUAUCAUCUAUUGCAACUUCUCGCUCCCCCUGGAUGUCUUGCAAGUCACCUGGCAGAAGGGAAAUGGGUCUUUCUUCCAGAACAUAGCCACCUACAGUAAAACCUAUGGGCUGCGGCUGAUAGGAUCAUUCCAGAAGAAGGCACAUUUCACUAGAGCAGCCCUGAAAGCCUCAGCCAUCACACUCCAAAAUCUCACUUUUGAGGAUGAGUCCUGCUACAGAUGCAUCUUCAAUGUGUUCCCUGAUGGCUCUUACAGUAAAGAUACGUGCCUCAACAUUCAGACUACAUCUGCUCAGUGGAUGUUCUCCAGAAUCACCAUGUCUUUCCUAAGAGGUAGUGAAGCGAUUUCUGAGCUAACAGUGGAAUUUGAGUCCCACCUCGCCACCAAGGAUCUUCUCACUGCAGUCUGCUCAGCAACAGGAAAGCCUCCUCCCAAUAUCACCUGGCUGAUAGAUGAAGACCUCUAUGAGCCCCCCAAGAUAUACUACAUCCAAAAUCCAAAUGGAACAGUAACUGUGGCAAACAGAUGCACCUUCUCUGCUAGCCACCUCCACAAUUUGGCUUGCCUCCUUGACCACCCACAGGGAAGGAAAGUGAAGACAUUUACAGAAAAAAGAGGUAAACGGAAGAGCAUAGCCCUUGUGGUGGCCUUCAUGGGUGUGAUCUCCACAGUAUUGAUAUUUUUCAUCAUCAGGCUAAUCUACAGAAAGAGGAAAAAACUGGAGAGACCCAGAGCACCCAGCACACCUGCAAGGGAGAAAGGUUUAGAGCAGGAUGUAAGUGAGGAAGCCGCAAACCUGUGCACACCAAAUGACGAGCAUGCUGCUUACCAAAAUGAGGAACAGACACCAGGAUCUUGGCUUCACAAAAGGCUACCAUAUAAAAAGAGAAACCUGGAAGGGACACCAAGGUACAGCCUCUCAUUUCCAGAGGAAGCAGAGAGCCCAGACAUGCUUCAGAGGGAACUUGCUGAGGUGUGCGAUAAUGAGCUGGGCUGUGUGCCCAUGGCAGAGCACAGAGAGGCAACAGCAGGUGGGGAGCCCGAAUCAGGCCCUGACACUGCUGCUCCCCAGCCCAGCACUUGAGAGCCGUCAGCCCACCAACGCCCUGUCUCCACAAGCCCAGAGGAGCAAUGAGGCCUAUGGGCAGUCGUGGAACCCAAGCUGAGAAUGGAGGGGAAAGGACAAUCUCCAUGGGCCCUCCUAGGUCUGUCCCCCAGGGAACCCUCAGCCCCAGAGUCCAGGCAUGAAACCCAUCAAGGUGAGCCACCACUGGAGCACCUUUGGGACCGAGGGGUCAUUGCCUUGCAGGGGUAUGGGACAUGCAAUGGGGUGCAGGGGAAAAGCAUUUGGGGUCUGUACAGGUUAUAUAUGGGAUAUUUAGGUGGCAGGAACUGAGGGUCGGAAAGGGAGGGAUUGGGGGAUCUGGGGAGGAAAAAGCAUGGGAAAAUGGAGGUAAAAUGUGUAAACAGGCAGCUGAUCAGGACACUUGUCCAGCCACGUUCUGUGCCUGAACAGCACUGUUUGUCCUGUUUUCUUAUUAAAUGCUUUUCUAGUUCUU
This is a messenger RNA of Oxyura jamaicensis (ruddy duck), 1756 nucleotides long. Its product is annotated as OX-2 membrane glycoprotein-like. Bases 43 to 1281 code for a protein of 412 amino acids. NCBI's taxonomy places the organism in Eukaryota, Metazoa, Chordata, Aves, Anseriformes, Anatidae. Gene Ontology annotation, molecular function: cell-cell adhesion mediator activity. The record is from RefSeq and is a predicted model, not a curated record. The transcript has 7 exons. Gene Ontology annotation, biological process: negative regulation of macrophage activation; regulation of immune response.